GGGAAUAAGGGAAAGUCCCUCCUACAGUCAGGGCACAGUGAUGAUGUUCUUCUUGAAUCACUUCAGGCAACGUAUGUAGUCUAUACUACGGGCCUGCCUCGCCUCCGGUUGCACGCGCCGUGCAUGGACAGGCUCGGGACUGUCGGUGCUCAUGCAGUCAGCUGAGCCCGAGCCAUCUGCACCGGGUGCGUUUCGGUAUAACGCUAUUGUUAGAUUGGUCGGUUGUAGUUGGCUAGUAAUGGAGCGUGCUGCACGAGCUUUCGCCUCGGUAUUCGGUAGGCCUACUAGUCAACUACUGAACAAAAGCGCGCAAGGCGUUACGGUGGGAUAUGAUGUGAUGUGAUGCCGCGCAGGAUCACGGCGACAGUAGCGGAGGAACGGGAAUGCGCGCGACUACGGACGAGAAUCGCUGCUAGGAUACAGAAGAGAACAUGGGGACGGGGCCGCGCGAUGACUGACUGACUUUCUCCCCGUAACGACCAUCUCUGCAUACCGAGGGGUUCAAAAAAGGAAAUAAAAAAAGAACCGACCAGCCUCUCGUUGAAGGCGUGGAGGAUCUAUCGGAGAGGAUGAAUCCCGGGGACCCUGCCCAAACCGGACCCGGUGAAGCCGGUCAGGACGGGUUGGCUAAAGCAGGGGGUGCGCAGGGGGAGGGGGUGAGAGCGGUGGAUGUGCUGACAGUUCUGAGGGAAAAAGUGGCUUUUGUUUCAGGGGGGAGGGACAAGAGAGGCGGGCCCAUCCUCACCUUCCCAGCGCGGACCAAUCAUGACCGAGUGAAACAGGAGGAUCUAAGCAGACUGGUCACCUAUCUGUCCACCGUACCCAGUGAUGACGUGCGUGCCAGGGGCUUCACGGUGGUCGUAGACAUGCGUGGUUCUAAGUGGGAGAGCGUCAAGCCGUUGCUACGGACACUCCAGGAGGGGUUCUCCGCCCACAUUCACACGGCCCUCAUCAUCAAACCAGACACCUUCUGGCAGAAACACAAGACCAACCUGGGCAGCGCCAAACUCACCUUUGAGACCAGUCUAGUGUCGGUGGAGGGCCUGUCCAAGCUGGUGGACCCGUCCCAGCUGACCUCUGACCUGUGCGGUUCUCUGGAGUAUGACCAUGUGGAGUGGACAGAGCUACGGCUGGGCCUGGAAGAGUUCUCAGGGGCUGCUGGGCAACUGCUGGCCCAGCUAGAGCAGCUGGAGGCUGGGCUGACCCGCGUAAGCGAGGCCCAGGGCGUGGAUGAGGCCCGCAAGCUGCUAGAGGAGCAUGGCCGACUACGUACCACCGUUGCCACGGCUCCCAUCGAUGCCAUCGACCGUGAGGGGCGGAGCUUGCUCCAGCGCAUGCGGCUUGGCCCCGCCCACAGCGGUGAAGCCCCUCGCGACGUGCCCAGCAGUAACCAAGGUUACGGAAGCUGGUUGUCGGGCGGGGCUGAUUUCCAGAGUGUAGCUCCGAAGGUGGCCGCCCUGCUGGAGAGGCUGCAGACUGCCAGGACACACCUGCAGCAGAGCUGGACCGAACGGAAAGCACACCUAGACCAGACCUUACAGCUGCAUCUAUACGAACAGGACGCUGCCAAGAUGUCCGAGUGGAUAGCCCACAGUAAGGAUCUGUUCCUGCAGAGUCAGACAGAGGUUGGCCUCAACCACCAGCAUGCCCUGGAACUACAGACCCAGCACCAGCACUUCACCAUCAACUCUAUGAACGGGAGUGUGAACGUGGACGGGGUGGUCUCCGUGGCGAUGCAGCUGUGUGAGGGGUGUCACUACGGAGCGGAGAGGAUCGCGUGUGUCUCGUCACGGCUACAGGAGGACUGGAAAGGGCUGACGUCAGUGCUGGAGGAACGCAGCAACACGCUGGUCAUGUCCACCGAACUCCACCAGGGGGCAGAACAGUUCCUGGGGCGUGUGGAGGGCUGGUGUGAGGCGUGUGCUGACGACUCGUUGCCGGCGGAGAUGGCGGAGCUGGAGGCGUCCAUACAACAACACCAGACGCUCUACGAGGAGAUAACAUCAGCCUACACACAGGUCAGUGAGAGUGGUAAAGCCCUAUUGGAAGUGCUUCAGCGUCCGGCGGAGCCUGACGAGUCUGGGUUACCAGCGGCAACCACUGACUUCACAGCCGCAACGCACGGCAUCAUGGGAGUUCUGCAUGAGGUCAUGCAGGGUCACCAGCAUGUUGAAGAGGCGUGGCAACACCGCAAGCUCCGCCUACACCAGCGUCUGCAGCUGUGUGUGUUCCAGCAGGACGUACGGCAGGUUCUGGACUGGGUGGAGCAGCAUGGAGAGGUGUUUCUCAAUAAGCACACCGGUGUGGGGAAGAGCCUCCACCGAGCACGAGCACUGCAGAAACGCCACGACGACUUCCAACAGGUGGCCCAGAACACCUAUACCAAUGCUGAGAAGCUGCUGGAGGCGGCAGGCCAGCUGGCCCAGUCAGGGGAGUGUGAGGAGGGAGAGAUCUACUCUGCUGCUGGGGACCUGGAGCUCCGCAUGCAGGCCUUCAUACAGAGAGUAGAGCAGAGGAAGCUACUGCUGGACCUCGCUGUCUCCUUUUACACACACACCAAAGAGCUGUCAGUGUGGAUGGAGGGUCUCCAGAGGCAGAUGGCGGGGGAGGUGUGUGUGUGUCCUGACUCAGUGGAGGCUCUACAGGCUCUUAUCAGCCAGCAGCAGCAGCAACAAGCCAACACACAGGACGCCUCGCUCUCUGUCAUCAGGGAGGGAGAGGACCUCAUUCUACAGCUCAGGCCCCAGGGCAGUUCAGUGGGCCAUGUGGAGUCAGUGCUGCAGUCGUUGGAGGAGGCCCAGGUCCAGCUGGAGGAGCUGUUCCACCAGAGGAAGAUCAGGCUGGACGUCUAUCUGCAGCUACGCAUACUACAGCAGUGUUCUCUGGAGGUGUCAGGGGAGAUGGAGGCAUGGAAGCAGGACCUCCAGAAGCAGGCCCAGGACAUCACCACAGAGAAGCUAACGCUAGCACAACCGCGGCUAGUGGAAGCUAACCAAGAGAAGCUAGCAUUAGCGCAACCGCGGCUAGUGGAUGCUAACCCAGAAGGGCUAACGUUAGCGCAGCAGCGCAUACACAGACACAUGGAGCGACGGCUAGCCAUGAACAACAUGACCUAUGAGGUCGUACAGCAGGGUCACGACCUUCAGCAAUACAUCACCGAAGUACAGUCCUCAGGUAUUCAGCUAACCGCUGAGGGGGAGACUGAUCUGUCCUCUCAGGUGGAGGGGCUCCAUCAGCUUCUACAGGACAAGCAGAAGGAGCUGCACCAGAUAGUCGAACACACACACACACACCUGGAGCAGGGCUUGCAGCUACGCCACCUACAGAGUCAGGUCAACCAGGUGCUGGGCUGGAUCAGUGAAGGAGAGGUGAUGUUGUCUUCCUGUAUGGUGAACUCCAGCUCUCUGUCCGAGGCUGAACAGCUACAGAGAGAACAUGAGCGCCUCCAACAGGCCAUAGAGUCUCUGCUUCAUGCUGACUCUCUCCAGAGGACCCACCAGGUGGCGCUGGCGCUGCAGCAGCGGGCAGAGCUGCUGGUGAGGGCGGGCCACUACGACCCAGAGGCAGUGAGGGCGUGUGCCCAGACGGUGGCGCUACACUGGCAGACCCUGAUGCUGCGGAUGGAGGACCGCCUCAAACUGGUCAACGCCUCCGCAGCCUUCUACCGGACCUCACAACAGGUAUGUGGUGUGUUGGAGAGCCUGGAACAGGAGUAUCGUAGGGACGAAGACUGGUGUGGUGGCGGAGAGAGGCAGGGGAGCAGGGGCCAGCCGGAGCACCUCAUUCCCCUCAUCAACAAACACAUGGAACAAAAAGAAGCCUUCCUCAAGGCAUGCACCCUGGCCAGACGCAACGCAGAGGUCUUCCUCAAGUACAUCCACCGCAACAGCGUUACUAUGGCAACCAUCUCCGGGCACAGUGCAGGCGCAGAGGUCACUGGUCACUCCCGUGUGCCUGAGCAGCAGGUCAAAGGUAUCCUCAGUGAGCUCCUGCAGAGGGAGAACAGGGUUCUACAUUUCUGGACUCUGAAGAAGCGUCGUCUGGACCAGUGUCAACAGUACCUGCUGUUCCAGAGCCACACCCAACAGGCGUUGGAUUGGCUGCAACAGAGUGGUGAGCACUACCUGUCCACUCACACAUCGCCAGGGGCAACCAGUGCAGAGACCCAGGACCUGCUGGCUCAACACAGGGAAUUCUGCAUCUCGGCUAAGCACACUCAGGAGAAGGUGCACCUGCUGAUUCAGCUGGCAGAGAGCAUGCUGGGUAAGGGCCACUCCCACAGGGUGGAGCUACGGAGGUGCGUGUCGACGGUGGACAAGCGCUACCGAGAGUUCUCCAUGCGCAUGGGCCAGUACCGGAACACACUGGAGACUGCACUGGGAGGCUGCACUCAGGACAAUAAGGACCUGGAGCUGGAGCUCAUCCCCAACAGCCUCUCUGACUCUGACCCCGAAGUGAACCUGAACGACCCUAACCACGAGGUCAGCGACGAGAAGAGGAGGACGGCCAGGAAGAAAGAGUAUAUCAUGUCAGAGCUUCUCCAGACAGAGAGGGUGUAUGUGAAGGAUCUGCAGGAGUGUAUUGAUACCUACCUGUGGGAGAUGACCAGUGGCUCUGAAGAGAUCCCCACCAGGAUCGCCAACAAGGAUGACGUUGUCUUUGGGAACAUCCAGGACAUUUAUGAGUUCCAUAACAGUAUUUUCCUGAAGGAGCUGGAGAACUACGAACAGCUACCUGAGGAUGUGGGUCACUGCUUCGUCACCUGGGCAGAUAAGUUCCACAUGUAUGUGACGUAUUGUAGAAAUAAACCAGACUCCAGCCUUCUGAUCCAGCAACAUGGGGCAGGCUUCUUUCAGGAGGUCCAGAGGAGACAUGGUCUUGCUAACUCCAUCUCCUCAGCGCUCAUCAAGCCAGUUCAGCGCAUCACCAAGUACCAGCUCCUUCUCAAGGAGUUGUUGGCGUGUUGUGAGGAGGGAAAAGGCGAGAUCAAGGAGGGUCUGGAUGUCAUGCUGAGUGUUCCAAAGCGAGCCAACGAUGCCAUGCAUGUUAGCAUGCUAGAGGGUCUGGAGGAGGGCUUGGAGGUGCAGGGAGAGCUGCUCCUGCAGGAUACCUUCCAGGUGUGGGAUCCUAAAUCCCUUAUCAGGAAAGGCCGGGAACGCCACCUGUUCCUGUUCGAGCUCUCGCUGGUCUUCAGUAAAGAGAUAAAGGACUCCUCCGGACGUAUCAAGUACCUCUACAAGAGCAGGCUGAGGACGUCAGAGUUGGGGGUGACAGAGCAUAUUGAGGGGGACCCCUGUAAGUUUGCUCUGUGGGUGGGCCGUACCCCCACCUCGGACAACAAGACCGUCCUCAAGGCCUCAUCUCUGGAGCUGAAGCAGGAGUGGGUACGUAGCGUGCGUCAGGUGAUCCAGGAGAGACGUGGCCAUCUGAGAGGAGCGCUGAGGGAGCCCAUCCCCCUCCCCAAGACCCCCGCCCCCACCCUGGUCCGCACACGCAGCAUCAACAGGAGAGACACCAAUGAGGAUGCAGACAGCCUGGGAGAUGCCAGCAGCCAGCCGGACACCGUCUCCAUUGCCUCCCGCACCUCUCAGAACACAGCAGACAGCGACAAGCUGUCCGGUGGCUGUGAGUUGACCGUGGUCCUGUUGGACUUCUCGGCGGGCGGGGCUGAGGAGCUGAGUGUUCGUUGUGGUCAGACCGUGGAGCUAGUGGAGCGGUCCAGUGAGCGAUCGGGCUGGUGUCUGGUCAGGACCACAGACCACACCCCCCCACAGGAGGGCCUGGUACCCAUGACUGCCCUCUGCCUUUCCCACUCCCACAGCACUGACAUGGACGGCUUGAUGCCUGCCACCACCGCUGGGAAAGAGCCCAGCCCUGUAGGUUCAGAGGUCAGAUCAGACUCUGUAGCGUCUCUCCAGUCCCAGACAUCCCUGGGCUCCGGUCCUGGCGGUGUGUCCGUCAGUUCCCCUGGCGGAGUGUCUAUUGGUUCUCCUGGUGUGAACGUGGGCUCCCCGGGGCCCAAGCGGAGUGGUUCUGGUACCGGGAACACGUUGAAGCGCUGGCUGACCAGCCCAGUGAGGAGACUGAGCCAGGGCAAAGCCGACAGCCAGGGGAAAAAACCUCCAUUACGCACCAGGAGACGAGACAACCGGCCCGAGCUAACCACGCCGCUCACCGCUAACACACACCUGAAGGGGAAGAGCCGUGAAGACUCUGUCCAGAGUGGAGGAGAGGAGGAGCUGGAGGAGGAUCCACACACGCCCCUCCCACCUCCCAUGGAGAUCAUUAAAGAUAGCAACAACCCUGAGGACUCAGAGGGCUCCAACCAGUCAGACACAGAGCAGAAGAACAAAGCCAUGAGAGGUCGCAUGUUUGUGGUUAAUGAAAUGGUGCAGACUGAGAAGGAUUAUGUGAAAGACCUUGGUGUCAUCGUGGAGGGGUUCAUGUCGAGGUUGGAGGUGAAAGGGAUUCCAGAGGACAUGAGGGGGAAGGACCUGAUAGUGUUUGGUAACAUCCAUCAGAUUUACGACUGGCACCAGGAGUUCUUCCUGGUUGAGUUGGAGAAAUGUUUGCAGGACCACGACCGACUGGCAGAGCUCUUCAUUAAACAUGAGAGGAGGCUGCACAUGUAUGUGGUCUACUGUCAGAAUAAGCCCAGGUCAGAGUUUGUCGUGGCGGAAUAUGAGACCUUCUUUGAGGAGGUGCAGAGAGAGAUCAGCUGUAGGAUGUCCAUCAGUGACUUUCUCAUCAAACCCAUCCAGAGAAUCACCAAGUACCAGCUACUGCUCAAGGAUUUUCUGAAGUACACUUCUAAAGCAGGGAUGCACUGUGAGGAGAUCGAGAGAGCGGUGGAUCUGAUGUCUCUGGUACCCAAACGCUGUAAUGACAUGAUGAACCUGGGACGCCUGCAGGGUUACGAGGGGAAGCUGACGAGCCAGGGCAAGCUGCUGCAGCAGGAGACCUUCUGUGUGUGGGAGCAGGACGGAGGAGUUCUUUCCCGCAGUAAAGACAGACGCGUCUUCCUCUUCGAGCAAAUCAUCAUCUUCAGUGAGCUGCUCCGUAAAGGGUCCUCCCCGCCUGGCUAUCAGUACAAGAAGAGCAUCAAGGUGAGCUACCUGGCCAUGCAGGAGUGUGUGGAGGGGGACCCCUGUAAGUUUGUUCUGUCAUCUCGGGGGUCCGCAGAGCGUUUCACCCUGCAGGCAGCCAGCCCCUCUGUCAAACAGCUGUGGGUCUCACACAUCACUGAGCUACUGGACACACAGAGCAACUUCCUGUCUGCUCUGCAGUCUCCUAUAGAGUACCAGAGGAAGGAGGGUGGGGGAACAAACCUCCUCACCCGACCCCCCUCGGGCUUCGGCCCCAAAGCAUCGGGCCGACCUCCCUCUGUGCCCCCCACCCCUAACGGACACAACACACACACACAGGCAGACGGCGAGGCACAGGACAACGAGCUGGUGCUGGUGAUCCAGGACUUCAGUGCGGUGCGUGAGGAUGAGAUCACGGUACUUCGCGGGGAACGGGUCCAGAUUCUGGCAUCCAACCAACAUGGCCAGUGUCUGGUCUACCGACCGGCCAACACGGAGUCUCCGCCUGCAGAGGGCUGGGUGCCGCGCAGCGUCCUGUUCAACCACUAACUACCAGUUAGAACCAGUCAGAACCAGUUUAGAACCAGAUAUAAACAGUUACAUAACCAGUUACGGCCCAGUUACACUUCACUGAUGCCAGUAAGACCCAGUACCAAUCACACACAUCUGUCAACCUCUUAGUUACUGGUCCCAAAUAGUUACACAUAGUUUAAACUAGUUACAUCAGUUACAUACAGUCAGCUGCCCCAGUUAAACCAAUCACACACACGUAGCAAACAUCCUCAACAACCGGUAGCAACCAUGAACACUAGUAACCAACUACUGGAGUUCCUCACACGGGUGAAAAGAGGCCAGAGAGCUGCAGGUCCAGACAGAGGGAUAUGAAGUGAAUGGACACACAGUAUGCCUAUGGAACAUCCCAACUGAUGAGGUCAAACUGAUGAGGCCAGUAAGGGCCGCUGCCAACUGAUGAGGUCACUAAUGGCUGCAGCCUAUGGAACAUCCCAACUGAUGAGGUCCAACUGAUGAGGCCAGUAAGGGCCGCUGCCAACUGAUGAGGUCACUAAUGGCUGCAGCCUAUGGAACAUCCCAACUGAUGAGGUCCAACUGAUGAGGCCAGUAAGGGCCGCUGCCAACUGAUGAGAUCACUAAUGGCUGCAGCCUAUGGAACAUCCCAACUGAUGAGGUCCAACUGAUGAGGCCAGUAAGGGCCGCUGCCAACUGAUGAGGUCACUAAUGGCUGCAGCCUAUGGAACAUCCCAACUGAUGAGGUCCAACUGAUGGGGACACUAAGGGCCGCUGCCAACUGAUGAGGUCACUAAGGGCUGCUGCCAACUGAUGAUGACACUAAGGGCUGCUGCCUUUGGAACACCCAAACUGAUGAGCCACUAAGGGCCGCUGCCAACUGAUGAGGUCACUAAGGGCUGCUGCCUUUGGAACAUCCACACUGAUGAUGUCACUAAGGGCUGCUGCCUUUGGAACAUGCCAACUGAUGAGGUCACUAAGGGCUGUUGCCUUUGGAACAUCCAAACUGAUGAGGCCUCUAAGUGCUUCUGCCUCAGUCAUUCCGGAACUCUGGGAUUCUAGAAUAAAACAAGACUGAGAACAGCUGUCAGAGACUCUCCCACCUCAUUAAGGAACCAGACUCAAGUGGAGGGUCAAAGGUAAAAUAUAUCUGCUGGAGACAAGCAAGAAAUGACGUUGUAAUAAUGGUUGUUUUUACAUAUCGGUGAAAAAACAUAGUGUCAGCACGUGAUGUUUCUGCUUUCAUGGCGUGGGGGUCAAAAUAAAUGGACUGAACCCUCACCCACCCACCCCAACCCAUGACCCCGGUGAGGUGACAUAAUUUCCUGUUUGUUAAUAUGUGUAAAAGAAAGCGAAAGUCUCACCACAUAAAUAGAGCUCUGAGCGCAUUAUGAAGUAUAUAUAGUUCUUAUAUGAUUCAUAUAUUCUGUUUUUCACCUGAAUAGAAAACAGAGAGAAGAGAAGUAUUGUCACGUUAACGUCUGUAUGAGUGCUUGCAUGUAUGGUGUGUGUGUGUGUGUGUGUGUGUGUGUGUGUGUGUGUGUGUGUGUGUGUGUGUGUGUGUGUGUGUGUGUGUGUGUGUGUGUGUGUGUGUGUGUGUGUGUGUGUGUGUGUGUGUGUGUGUGUGUGUGUGUGUGCGUGCGUGCGCGCGCGUGCGUGUUGGUUGUCCUUUGGGUUCUGUUUGUAUUGAAUAGAAACCCCUGUGUUCUCUGUGUUUUUUCACUGAUCAAUCCCUGUGUCCCUUUGAUGUGGUUUCCUGUUCCUGUAGAGCUGCUGUUGGGCAGUAUGAAGGCCUCUAGAGUGUGCAUCCUCAUACUUUUAAAUGUCACCCAGAGUUUGAACCGUAAUAUUAUGCAUUCUUUGUAAAAUAUGUAAAUAGUAUUUUACAGACAUGAUUUAACAGGACAACAGGGAGCUGGGGAACACGUCAGUUCAUCUCCUUCAUAUUAAACAGAAGCCUUGCCGCCAUAUUGGAUUUUCAGGUUUUAAUUAACUGCUGAACUAGUUAACCCUUCAACUCUCCCCUGCUCAGGGUAAAAGUUGCCCUUCAGCACAGAUCUAGGAUCAGGUUACUCUCUCCCCAAUCUGACCUUAACCGUGAGUAGAAACACUAAACUGACCCUAGGUCAGUGUCUGGGGGUAACUUCUAACCCCGGUUUGUAUCUGCAGUGGCAGCACUGCUGCCUAUAGCUUCAUACUACACAGGUUAUACAGGCUCUGGGCAAAACUCAAAAGACAUCAUAUUCCCCAUGUAGUGCACUACUUUUGCCUGAAGGAGUGCACUAUAUGGGGAGUAGGGUGUGAUUUGGGACCUAGCCCCUCUUAGCCAUACAGGUUAUUAUACAGUGAUGUGUACUUGCAAAAUGGCUGCUAUCUCACCUCUAUGAGUUCUGUAUGGUGGUUUGUAAUAAAGAGCAUUUUUCAUCUCUGAAAUGGAA
This is a messenger RNA of Oncorhynchus nerka (sockeye salmon), 10048 nucleotides long. RefSeq names its product kalirin RhoGEF kinase b (gene kalrnb). The transcript has 47 exons. Gene Ontology annotation, biological process: axon guidance; intracellular signal transduction. The record is from RefSeq and is a predicted model, not a curated record. Gene Ontology annotation, cellular component: extrinsic component of membrane; postsynaptic density; cytoplasm. Lineage: Eukaryota; Metazoa; Chordata; Actinopteri; Salmoniformes; Salmonidae. Bases 570 to 7634 code for a protein of 2354 amino acids. Gene Ontology annotation, molecular function: protein binding; guanyl-nucleotide exchange factor activity.